AUGUCUUCAGUUCCGCCGGGAGGCCUAAUUCUCGUUACUGGGGCUAGCGGCUACAUUGGAAGCGUCACUGUCCAAGUGUUCCUGCAACGCGGCUACCGUGUUCGUGGCACUGUCCGCUCCGUUGCCCCGAAUGCCUGGAUGAAGGAGUAUUUCGGUCCCAAGUUCGAACUUAUUGAGGUGCCUGAUCUUAAUGCCCCUGAUGCUUUCAACAAGGCGAUUGAGGGUGUGGAUGGCAUUGCACAUAUCGCUAUGGACAUGGGUAUGAACCCGCAAAACCACGCCAUCAUCGAAAACACGAUCAAAUCCAAUUUGCAACUUCUGAAGGCCGCUGCCAAAGAGUCCAGCGUCAAAAGUGUUGUGAUAACAUCGUCUCUGGCUGCGUGCGCCCUCCCCACAACCGGCACUCCUUACAAGAUCGCCAUUGAGCAAAUGGUCAAUCCCUGGAAUGGUGAAGGCAAUCCCCGUUGGCACGGAAUUGUUCUCUACGGAGCCUCCAAGGCACGUGGUGAACAAGAGGCAUUUGCUUGGAUGCGCGAGCACAAACCUGCUUUCUCCUUCAACACAGUUGUGCCGAAUGUGAACUUUGGCACUGCGAUAUCCCCUGAGAACAUGAGCUAUCUCAGUACUUCAGCGGUGAUUGAUGCUGCCGUUAAAGGUUAUCCUUCAGCGCCGUCGAUAUUACCACCUCAGUGGUACGUUGACGUUGAGGAUACGGCACUGCUGCACUUGGGCGCCCUAACACUCGAUGAUGUGAAUGGCGAGCGCCUACUGGCAUUCGCAGGGAAAUAUUCGUGGACACAGAUACUUGAGAUCCUUCAUAAGCGGUAUCCAGACAAGGUUAAGCUGAAGUCAGUUGAUGAGCCAGUUGUGGACGCCGGCGAAGUGGACAAUGAGCGCAGUAUCGAGGUACUGAAGAAGAUGGGCAAGAAGGAAGGAUUUACAUCUUUGGAGGAUACUCUGGUCAAGGCUGUGGAUACAAUUCUUUCAAAUCAGUCCAAGAGUGUGCCUAGAACGAGGAUAGAUCUUUAUUACCAUUCACUCGCCAGCGCACCUGCUGGGGAUAAUUGA
Molecule: messenger RNA, 1068 nt
Organism: Trichoderma harzianum CBS 226.95
Lineage: Eukaryota; Fungi; Ascomycota; Sordariomycetes; Hypocreales; Hypocreaceae
Exons: 2
Coding region: 1-1068 (355 amino acids)
Molecular function (GO): oxidoreductase activity, acting on the CH-OH group of donors, NAD or NADP as acceptor
Source: RefSeq, a predicted model, not a curated record